AUGGAUCAUACUAGGAAUCCAUGUGGUUGGUCUCUUAGAAGAUAUCAAGGGAUUGUAGACCCUCUUGUGUUGGAAAGUCUGGCAUGUAGAGAGGCUUUACAGUUAGCUGCGUCUAAAAAUUUCAAGCAAGUGAUUUUUGAAGGAGACUCCAAAAUGGUUAUCUCAGCUCUACGAGGAGGGUUAGUCCCAUUGGAAAUUUCCAACAUGCUGCAGGACGUAAUCAACCUUACUCAAGCUCUACAGGAGGUAUCUUUCUCCUUCAUUAGAAGACAAUGUAAUGUGGCUGCACUUAGCCUUGCCUCUAAAGCACUGAGAGACGAGUCUUUCUUUGUUAAUCCUCUUACCCAAUGCUCUUUUCUAAUAUCUGAAAUGCUUGUUUAA
Messenger RNA from Hevea brasiliensis (rubber tree), 381 nucleotides. RefSeq lists its product as uncharacterized. Lineage: Eukaryota; Viridiplantae; Streptophyta; Magnoliopsida; Malpighiales; Euphorbiaceae. Gene Ontology annotation, molecular function: nucleic acid binding; RNA-DNA hybrid ribonuclease activity. The transcript has a single exon. The coding region runs from base 1 to 381 and encodes 126 amino acids. The record is from RefSeq and is a predicted model, not a curated record.